Messenger RNA from Heteronotia binoei (common prickly gecko), 3346 nucleotides. It is a transcript of the gene FOXO3, whose product is annotated as forkhead box O3. Gene Ontology annotation, biological process: regulation of transcription by RNA polymerase II. Bases 1307 to 3277 code for a protein of 656 amino acids. Gene Ontology annotation, molecular function: DNA-binding transcription factor activity, RNA polymerase II-specific; RNA polymerase II cis-regulatory region sequence-specific DNA binding. The record is from RefSeq and is a predicted model, not a curated record. The transcript is spliced from 3 exons. Gene Ontology annotation, cellular component: mitochondrial matrix; nucleus. NCBI's taxonomy places the organism in Eukaryota, Metazoa, Chordata, Lepidosauria, Squamata, Gekkonidae.
AGGAAUGUGGAAGUCAGCAGAGUGGAGGGUGACAGGCUGCUCGGGCAGGCGGGCUGCGGCGACGGUGGCAGCAGCAGCGUUUCUCCCUGGCGGCGCCUUCGCUUUGCACAAGGCUCGGCCGUGCUUUCCUCCUCCCUUUCCAUCCCCUGCUUCGUCUCCUACCUAAAGUGAAAGGAGCUGGGGACGCAGCCCCAGGAAGUGUGCAGCAGCAGCGCUGCCGUUUUCGCCUGCGAAUUUCUGUCUGGGAAUUUUGCUUCCUUUUAAAAUGUUCUUGUUCGGAUUCUUUUGACUGGGAGCUGCCCGCUGAUUCUGCCUUCUUUCGCCUGCGUGGACCUCGCACUUUUUUUUAUUUUUUUGGGCUAAGGCUUUAUUUAUUUAUUUUUUUACAUGACUUGAGUGAAGGGGGGAAACUGUCAAGAUGGCAGCAGCAGAAACGAGGAGGUUAUGAAUGUAGUGUUGAUGCUGGAACAAAACCCAUCUUCUUGGCAGCCCCGCGGAGGACUUCGGGCUUCUGGACCUGUUGGAAGAUCGGUGAUUUGACUUGCUUGGUUUUUUGAGCUUCUCCCCUUCUCCACUGAAGGAUUGUUUUUAAAAAGUCCCAGCUGCCUCCCCUCGUUCAAAAGAUUUGCUUUUCCUUUUUUUUUUUUUAACCCGUUCUUUCCUUUGAGGGGAGGGGAGGGGAGGAGAGAAGGCGAUAUGCACAACUGUAGCAAAUGUGAUCGGAUGCAUUUUGAGACUUCAGCUCCCGAGCAAAAGGCGCUGUGAAGGAAAGGAGGGAGGACGAGUCAUCAGUGGGGACUGCUACAAGAGAAGAGAGAAGAAAGCAACAAGCAAAGAGGCUCGGCCGGUUUUCGGAUUUUGAAGCGAGGGAAGAGGGAGCGGGGGGGGGUCUCUUUAAAAAGACCCAGCGCGCUGCUAUUGGAGCAAUUCUGCACGGGGCGAAAGAUAAACAAACAUACGGCACACUGUCGCUGAGACUGCUGCCAAGUCUGCGGGGCUUGGGGGUGUCUGCACGGCUCGCGGUCGGGACCAGGAGGAGCAGGAGCGCACCUGGAUCCCAGGAGCUGGAGGCUGGCGAAUCGAUCUGCUGCUGAUUUCAGGGCGGGGGAAAGAGGAGGAGCGGCGGCGGGGUGGGAAGGAAGCGACCGGACCUUUAAUGGAGAGUGGCAUGUUUGCUCAGCCUCGCUGAUCGCUCCGAGGAGGCGGCGGAGGCGGGACCGGGGUACGGAUCGGGCUUCUCCAGCCCCACUUCUCCCCAACGGCAGCCGGUCGGCAGGCGAGACUCCGGAGUGGGGGGGAGGCCAAGAUGGCAGAGGCGUCUCCCCCCGCCCCUUUGUCCCCUCUGGACGUGGAGCUGGACCCUGAGUUCGAGCCCCAAAGCCGCCCUCGUUCCUGUACGUGGCCCCUGCAGAGGCCUGAGCUGCAGGCGAGCCCGGCCAAACCCGCUGGGGAAGCGGCCGCCGACGCAGCAUCGAUGAUCCCGGAGGAGGAGGACGAUGCGGACGACGAGGAACAAGGGGCUGGUUCGGCCAUGACCGUCGCGGUCCCUAGCAGCGGCGGGAGCGAGGCCCUUGCCCCCGAGGACACGGCCCGUCUGCUGGCUCCGCUGCCCGGGCUGUCCGGCGAGGGCUCCGGCCAGGGCGCCAGUGCGCUUAGCGGCGGGCAGCAGCAGCAACCUGGAGCGGCUGCGGCGCCGAGGAAAUGCUCGUCCCGGCGCAACGCGUGGGGGAACCUGUCCUACGCCGACCUAAUCACCCGCGCUAUCGAGAGCGCCCCGGAGAAAAGGCUCACCUUGUCCCAGAUCUACGAGUGGAUGGUGCGCUGUGUGCCCUACUUCAAGGAUAAGGGCGACAGCAAUAGCUCGGCCGGCUGGAAGAAUUCCAUCAGGCACAAUUUGUCCCUUCACAGUCGAUUCAUCAGGGUACAGAAUGAAGGAACUGGGAAAAGCUCAUGGUGGAUGAUCAACCCAGAUGGUGGGAAAGGUGGGAAAGCACCACGGAGGCGUGCUGUUUCAAUGGACAACAGCAACAAGUACACAAAAAGCAGAGGACGAGCAGCUAAGAAAAAGGCAGCUCUACAAGCUGCACAGGAAACUAGUGAAGACAGCCCCUCCCAGCUCUCCAAAUGGCCAGGUAGCCCAACCUCACGUAGCAGCGAUGAGCUGGAUGCAUGGACGGAUUUUCGGUCUCGUACAAACUCAAACGCCAGUACAAUAAGUGGCCGCUUGUCCCCAAUAUUGGCAAGUACUGAGUUAGAUGAUGUCCAGGAUGAUGAUGCUCCACUAUCACCCAUGCUGUACAGUAGCCCACCCAGCAUGUCCCCAUCAGUAAAUAAACCCUGUAAUGUUGAACUGCCUAGGUUGACUGAUAUGGCUGGCACCAUGAACUUGAAUGAUGGCCUGACAGAUAACCUUAUGGAUGAUCUUCUGGAUAAUAUCACACUCCCCUCUUCCCAGCAGUCACCCACAGGAGGACUCAUGCAAAGAAGCUCAAGUUUUCCUUAUGGAUCUAAAGGUUCAGGUCUUGGUUCUCCUUCAAGCAGCUUCAAUAAUGCUGUGUUUGGACCUUCAUCUCUGAAUUCCCUCCGUCAGUCUCCCAUGCAAACCAUCCAAGAGAACAAGCAAGCUACAUUUUCUUCCAUUUCUCACUAUAAUAACCAAACUCUGCAGGAUCUGCUGGCAUCGGAUUCGCUUAGCCACAGUGAUGUCAUGAUGACUCAGUCAGAUCCACUCAUGUCACAAGCUAGCACAGCUGUGUCUGCGCAAAACGUACGCAGGAACAUCAUGCUCCGGAACGACCCAAUGAUGUCAUUUGCUGCUCAGCCAAGCCAGGGCAGUUUGGUCAAUCAGAACCUGCUCCACCACCAGCAUCAGUCCCAGAAUUCUUCUCUUAGUGGCAGCCGUGCCUUGUCAAAUUCCAUUGGUACUAUAGGCUUAAAUGACACAAACAACAUUGGGUCAGCCAAACACCAGCAACAGUCACCUGUCAACCAGUCUAUGCAAUCACUUUCUGACUCACUCUCAGGCUCUUUAUAUUCCAACAGUGUGAGCCUUCCAGUCAUGGGGCAUGAUAAAUUCCCCAGUGACUUGGACCUAGAUAUUUUCAAUGGGAGCCUGGAAUGUGACAUGGAGUCCAUUAUUCGCAGCGAACUUAUGGAUGCAGAUGGGUUGGAUUUUAACUUUGAUUCCCUCAUCUCCGCCCAGAAUGUUGUCACUCUGAAUGUGGGAAACUUCACUGGUGCUAAGCAAGCUUCAUCACAGAGUUGGGUUCCAGGCUGAAGGAUGUAUGCAAAGAGGGGAAAUGGUCAAAGCAGGCCCUUAUACUGACAUGAGAAUGAAAGAAAGAAA